AUGCACGAUGAUCGCGCUUUCCCAGCUACCAUCUCGCCUGUCUCCACGCCUGGUCCCGAGCAUCAUUCAGUGGACAGCAACGACCAGCCCAGCCCCCCAAAAUCUUCUGUUCCCCUGAAACGUUCCGUAUACGUCGUGUACUUGAUCCUGCUGUACGGAGCAGCAGCACUGUAUGCUUGGGUCGUCAUUUGCAUCCUCGUUCAGCGCCCCAUCGGUGGAAAGGGCUAUGGACCUGACGCGUCCGACAGCAUGCUCACUCACCCCGGUGAUGGGACCACCCUAACCGAGGACCUAGAUGCAUCCUUCUCCAGGAGCGAGAGAUAUCUCAGGGCAGCGAGGAUUGUCCAGUCGCUGGUGUCCGUGCUCACUAUCCCAUUAACAUCUACGGUAUGCUCGCAAGCCGCCGUAGUGUAUAUCCAGCAGAGGCGAGAGGACAACCAGCCAACCCUGAGACAAAGCAUGGCCCUAGCAGACAAGGGGUGGACUGACAUUGACCUCCUAACAAAACUCGUCUUUGGUGGUUGGACAAAGUAUAAGUCUGGGUUGCUACUCUUUGCCCUGUUUUUACAUCUUCUAGGUGCUGCUAUAUCGCCUAUACAGCAGCUUUUUCUCUCGUUCCACACGAUCAAGCGUGCCACCGGGCUUCCCGUUCACCUCACCUAUAUUACAGAUUUCACCGAUCUGUUUCCAAUGUCUGAUUGGUCAGGCGCUGACGAUGGACUCGAUGCAACCAAGCUGAGACUCACUCUAGCAUCCACGGUCAAUACUGAUAUACAGCCGAGACUCUGGUCCUCUAGUACGGGCACAGUCACUCUCGGCGAUAAAACUGGCGAAACGUCUUAUUCGCCAUUCCAGACAAAGUCCCAAAACACCCUCGCCAAUAUAACCACCAUAGCUGACCCCUUUUGGGCCCAGCUCCCCUCCGGUACCAACACUGGAUUAGUACGCCAGUUUGCUUCUCGCAUCAAUUCGACAGCCAUAUGGGAGAACAACUCAGCAGCCAUACUUCCCGAAGACUGCAACCCUUCGUCCGACGCAUUUUAUCUCCGCUACGAAUAUAACAGUUCAUUUUCAUAUACCGUCGAGAUAUGCAUGCCCGGCAACAUGUCACAAUCUCCGUGGAAAGACCAAAGAUCUCGACAAGACAUUAGCGAGGAGUUGUAUUUCAAAAUGAGCUUUUCCGAAGGCUUUGAGCCACAGGUCACCCCAGGAGAAUAUUCGACGAAGCUAAAACUCCACACCACAACGGGCUACUUCGAACUUCCGAACUACGAGAAUGGCCAGGUCCCUGGGCCGUUGAUCGAAAAUAGCCCCUUUGGAAAUAACUCACACAGUCUCACUACUCGUGAUCUAGACAGCGAUACAGCGUGGAAUACGCUCAACGCAACCACGAAUGUGAGCAAUGUCAAAAAUAAAGGCCCGCUUCUCAAUAUCGCCAUGGCACUUUUCGGAGAAGGGUCUUUCGCUGAUGUGCAACACACAGCCUUAGCAGCGUAUGCCAACUCGGGCAUCAUCUACCCUGGUUGUAUUGGCCUCGUUCCCUUCAUUACGCUUCUUGAUGUGACCUACCAUGAGUCGCCUACAUUUUACCCCUGUCUAAAGGGGACAUACCUUGAGAGUGAUGCCCGUAUUCAUCGGGAUAGCAAUGUCACGGUAUAUGCAGACAUUGCGAUGUACUUUUUGCUUUUCUCUGGGGUCUCGUCUGGGCCAUCUUCCGAACGAAUACAGAAUGCAUUCACCUCGGCGGCAUUUUUAGCCAACGACAUGUUGAUGAUGAACAACUUCCAAAAGCAGACGAUCGGUAUAUCCUACGAUAUGGGUGCCGAUGUACAAAAACCGGACAUUUCCCGUGGGGGAAUUAUCUUCGUCUCGAUAUUAUUAGGACUUUUCUUGAUUUGUCUUCUGGCAUUGGCCCUCUAUAGUGCGUGGGUUCCUCGAUGGACCAAGACUCUCGACUCUUUCGCAAUGCUGCGGAUCGGGGCGUCGAUAUCAGAAAAGACUCCUCUGCUUGCGACGCUACAUGUUGAGGGUAUCAAGUCUCUCGACGAGACACCCGGUUGGAUGGGGAACGCGUCCAAUGGUGAGAUAGGGGAACUUUGCCUAGGGGGAGAACGGCCACUCGCAAAGACGAUGUAUUAUGCCGGCUAUAACACCGAUCAUGGCGCUCAAGCAACAGCGACAACGAACCCCCCGGAGGCGAUCAGACGAAAGGGGAAACUGCCUAGCAGUCAUGCUCAUGAGCAACGACUUUGA
Molecule: messenger RNA, 2253 nt
Organism: Aspergillus caelatus
Lineage: Eukaryota; Fungi; Ascomycota; Eurotiomycetes; Eurotiales; Aspergillaceae
Exons: 2
Coding region: 1-2253 (750 amino acids)
Source: RefSeq, a predicted model, not a curated record